Messenger RNA from Symbiodinium natans, 459 nucleotides. The record is from the annotation of a GenBank genome assembly. Lineage: Eukaryota; Dinophyceae; Suessiales; Symbiodiniaceae.
AUGGCAGCGUUGGACAAGCGCCUGAUGGAGCUACAUGAGACCAAGGCAGGGUUGUGGAAAAUCAAGGAAGAGCUUUUCACCCUGCUCCUGGUCGAUCUUGAUCCACAUCUGAGCUCCUUGCCGGAUGCUGCGCGUCAGAUGCAGAUUAGGGCCGAAAUUCGUGACACCCUGGGUGCGGGGGGGGACAUCGUCGGUGUCUUCCCGGUGGGGGGUACCUGGGGACACCAUACGGCUCUUGACAUCCACCAGCUCGUUAAACGAGACCUUCGUGCAUUGCUUCUUCCAGUUACCGGUAAAGCCUGCUGGGUCCCCCUCUCACAGGCAGAGAUGACGAAGAAGCGCAAGCGUCAGCAAGAUGCUGGCCUUACCACUGCUAAGGGGCGGGGUCGUGGGGAUCGUUCUGGGCCGGGUGAGCCUUCGCGUGGGUGUCAUUCGCCGCGUCGCGACUCCCGCAGGUGA